Caenorhabditis briggsae is the source of this 333-nucleotide messenger RNA. The record is from RefSeq and is a predicted model, not a curated record. The coding region runs from base 1 to 333 and encodes 110 amino acids. Lineage: Eukaryota; Metazoa; Nematoda; Chromadorea; Rhabditida; Rhabditidae. The transcript has 3 exons.
AUGAAAAAUGAGCCUGUAAAAACGUUGUCCCUUUUGGCUACCUCGGCCCCGCCGCCAACUUUUUCGAAGGAUCUCAGAGUUUCCGAAACUCAGAAUCUCAGAAUUUCAGUAUUUCAGAAUUUCAAAAUUUCAGAAUAUUCUAUAAUAGUUCACCUUUCUAUUCCUCAUAAUCCACUAUAUAAAGUGCACAAUUCAGUUCCAGGUACUAACUAUUUCCAGCUGACUUCUCUCGAAGAAGGGGAUCCCAUAUAUUUUUUCGCUUCUCACGGAAGAGGAGGGAUAGAAAACAUAAAAGUGCACGACGAUCAUUGGAGCAGAGUGAACUCCAACUGA